This is a messenger RNA of Symbiodinium sp. CCMP2456, 1252 nucleotides long. Lineage: Eukaryota; Dinophyceae; Suessiales; Symbiodiniaceae. The record is from the annotation of a GenBank genome assembly.
GUCUUUCUUCCGGAACCCGGAGAACCAAAAGCGCCUGGAUGACUUUGAGUCAACAGCAAAGGGCACUGGGCACGAUUACCGAGCCCAGCUGGUACAGCUGCUGGCUCAUGAGGUUUAUCCCAGGAUCUACCAAAAGUUUCACGUGCCAGUCAUGGACGACCUCGAUGGUCCCAAGCUGAUGCUUGAAGCCAUGUCCAACGUCUCUUCGAGCAACCUGCAGGUGUGCGAAUUGUGGAUGGAGGUAGAGAUGCUGAUGCGGAACAAGGCCUCGGCACAGCAGGCGCUGAGUGCCGUGAUGUAUUUCAAGGAGCUGCAAGCCAAGGAGCAGAGUGCGGUCGGCGCUGUACCGGCCAAAGAGCAGGCCUCAGAAAGUGAGAGGCCAGCCGAAGCGCCGACAUACGAGAGUGUCCGCGAAGUUGUCGGCCUCCUCCAGAAGGUGGCCGACGGAUGGGAACAGCAUACCCGCCAGCAGAACUCGGCAGAAGCGACACCGCCGCAAGACGGAGUGGACAGCAAGGUCGCCGAUCCGAAGUAUGCACCAUCAAGUGCAACAGCUGAAGACCAACUGGGAAGUGCUACGUCUUCAGCCCCAGCACCCGCAUCGGCACCCCCGUCCAUGAUAUCAAGCUUGCCAGAGGCCGCUCUGAAGGAGCUUCCGCCCGUGGCAUCUUCCUUGGUGAGGGCAGCUGCGGAGAAUCCGAUCGUGGAGAAGCAGCUGCGGCAAUGGGUUACGAGGGCCUCCAACGCUGGUAACGAAGAAGACGGUUCAGAGACGAGAGCGAACGGAACGGAGGCACCUACGCCAGCAGGACCCAUCAGGAAUGGCGAUGAUAGCGCCAAGCUCACCACUCCCAGCCUUCCUGCAACCAAGGCAGAAAGGCCAGCCAAUGGCCACCAGAGCCAGGCAGUAAAGGAGAGGGAGGUAUCUUCGAAGCCGGCUCCGAUAAGCUCACCGAGGACACAGAGUUCACUGCUGGACUGGGAUGCAUUAGAGAAGAUGGAGAAAGGACCGGACAAAGAUGCCGUCCCCGAAGUCGCCUUGACAGAGCCUCUAAAGGUGGCACCCCAGAAGAAUUCAGAGACUUCUCAACGAAGUCACCCAGUCACUCAGCGGAAUGACCCCAUCGCUCCGGCUCCGGGGUCCAAGCAAAAGGACAAGGGCGACUCCCUCAGAGUCGAGGUGCUUGUAAGGCACGGGACGCGGGCCGGCGAGGCUCUGAUUUCCGUCCCACCAGCUGCGACAAUGCUCCAG